GGCUUUUGACCCCAGACACUGGUCGCCAUAGCAUCCAGGGUCCUCACAGGCUGCCCUGCUCGCAGAGUGCCCCUGAGCAGAGGAACCUGGGGAGCCGGGGGGUGGAGAGGGGUGUCUGCUUCACUCUAGGGCAUCCUGGGACGCAGCAGGAUGGGCGGGCGGCCUUCAAGCCCCCUGGACAAGCGGCAGCAGCAGCACCUGAGGGACCAGGUGGAGGCCCUGCUGAGGGACUUCCUGCCUCAAUACCGCGAGCAGCUGGCCGCCUCUGUCCUGCAGCAGAUUUCCCGGGAGCUGGUCCCCCAGGAGCCGGCUGAAUGCCAACUGCUGCACAGCAAAAAGCUCCCCCGAGUCCGUGAGCACCGCGGGCCCCUGUCCCAGCUGUGGGGCCACCCACCCCAGUGGCAGCCCGUCUUCUGUGUCCUGCGUGGGAAUGGCCACCUGGAGUGGUUCAGCCACAGGGAGGAAUAUGAAAACGGGGGCCGUCCUCUGGGCUCCGCGGCCCUGACAGGGUACACAGUCCUGACUUCCCAGCGCGAGUAUCUCCACCUGUUGGACACUCUCUGCCCGGACUCCUCAGGAGACCACACGCAGGAAGAGCCUGACCCCCUCCUGGAAACGCCCGUGAGCUUGCCCCUGUUCCUGCAGCACCCCUUCCGAAGGCACCUCUGUUUCUCUGCAGCCACAGCGGAGGCCCAGCGUGCGUGGAGGCUGGCCCUGCAGGGUGGCAUCCGGCUCCGUGGCACAGUCCUACAGCGAAGCCAGGCCCCUGCCGCCCGUGCCUUCCUGGAGGCCGUACGGCUCUACCGGCAGCACCGAGGCCACUUUGGCCACGACGACAUGACGCUGGGCUCGGACGCGGAGUUGUGGAGAGGACCGGAGGCCCUGGCGGUGGCACGUCUGAGCCGGGUUGCUCAGUCAGAUGGCAGAGGGGCGCCCACUCGGCUCAGGUACAACGUGAGCCGGACUGGCAUCCGGACUCGGCCUUCCCGGCAUCGCUUCUCAGCCGACCCCACCGCGCUCGAAGCGAAGCCUCGGUUCUCAGGAAAAUGGGGCGGAGCGGGUGCUCAGUCUGCGUUCCGCCCACCUCACCCUGCGGAGCCUCGGGCCUCCCAGGACCCCGCUUGCGGAGCACGUGGCAAGAGAGACCCAGGCCAGUGCCUUCCGCCCUCAGCCGAAGUCCAGGGCGCCCUGGAGUGCUGCCUGCGCAGGAGGGUGGACGCACAGCUGCCCCGGGUCACGCAGACUCUGCUGGACAUGGUGGAAGCCGCACUGGCGGCCGUGCAGACCCUCCUAGCCCAGGGCAUGGACCGCCUGGGCCGCCACCUGCGUGGGAAUCCCUCGGGCGCCCGGCUGCGGAAAGAGGUUUACUCCUUCGGGGAGAUGCCGUGGGAUCCGGAGCUGAUGCAGGCUUGCUACCGCGAGGCUGAGCGGGGCCGGGGCCGCCUGGAGCAGCUGGUGGUGCAGUUUGGCUUCCUCGGAGCACGAAGUCUGGUGUUUGGGGCCCAGGAUCUCGCACAACAGCUCAUGGCCGACGCCGUGGCCACCUUCCUGCAGCUGGCCGACCAGUGUCUGACCAGGGCCCUGGACUGCAACCAGGCUGCCCAGCAGCUGGAGAAAGUCAGGGGGCGCGUGCUGAAGAAGUUCCAGUCGGACAGUGGCUCAGCGCGGAGGAGGUUCGUCCGCGGGUGGCAGCUCUGCAUCUUUUUGCCCUUCGUGCUGAGCCAGCUGGAGCCGCGCUGCAAAGCGGAGCUACUUGAGUUGGAAGGGGACGUUCUUGCUGUGGGCAGCCCCGCCCUGACCAUCGAGGGCAUCUAUGAGGAUGUCAUCCGGGGGGUCCUGCGGCAGAGGAUCGACGGAGAGCUGAAAAAGGCCCUUGGUGCCAGCGACGUAUCCUGUACUCUGGACAGCUGCUCAGAUGUUCCAUGGGACCAGGCAGGAGCAGAUGAGGGAACUGAGGCUCAGAGAGGGACUUGCCCCAAGCAGCCAGGCUCCCACACUGAGGCCCAGCCGCUCUGCCCGCUGCUGCCUCCAAGGACGUUCCGGAGCUGAUCUGCCCAUAGCCAUCUUCGUGUCAGCAGAGAAAUGUCUCCCAGUGGGAAUUCCGUGUCAAACGAAUCAAGCCAGGCUCUCAUAACCAGCUCACCUCUGCCUCACUCUUCUGAAGGGCCGCGCCUUCUCACAUUCCCACCAGCGGAAUUUGUGCAUGUUCUCCAGAUCCUUUCCAAAUAUUAGGAAUUUUCAUCAAAGAAAAAAAGUCAACUUGAUGGGCACACACAUUUCAUUUUUUAAUUUUGAAUUUCUCUGAUGACUGAAGUGAAUCUAAAAAUGUUUAUUGGCCAUUUAUAUGUUUGUGGGUUAACAUUGAAUUGUCUGUUCAUGGUUUUCCAUACCUCUCCCUGCCCCUCCCCAGAUUUUAUAUUUUUCAUAUGCAUCCCUGGUAACUCUGUAUAUAUUAAUGGUAUUAACACUUUGUAUCUAGAUUACAGAUUUUUUUUCUCAGCUUGCUGUGGGCCUUUUGGGUUUGCUUACACCGUUCCCAAAUUUAACUCGGUAACAAGUUUCUCAGCGGAGAGAACUUAGACAGACUUCCCUCUGUUGCCAGAAAAGUCAUCUGUGCACUUGAGCUUGGCAGCUUCCCCGCAUCACAAGCCUUCCAGCUGCUUCCGGAGCCGGUUCCUGAGGGACUUCCCCAGUGUUCUUCUCCUCUCGGCUUUCAGGGGGGCCUGCACAGCCCACAGCGAUGGCUUCCGCCCAUUCUGUCCUGGAGAUUUGAGCCUCCCCCAGAGGAAUAAGAUUUCCCUCUCGUUUCCGGAUGUCCCCCUCCACCAUCAUCUUCUGAGAUGCAUUUGUGCUUCACAGCCCUGUCCCGGCCAGCUGGCUGCGUUUUACCCAGGAUGUCGACGUCAUUCUGGGAAAAUCUCAGCAACAAGACCUUGUCACCCCACCCACUUCGGGAAAACCGCUGUGUGCCCCGGGGUCUGAAUCCUCCCGGUCUUCUCUCGGGGUGUCAGAACAGGAGGCACGUGUCGCCCUGUUCUUCUUGCUUAAUGUGAAAGACCUUUUGCUGCCAGGACUCCUCUCCUCCACUCAGAGUCAAACCACGUAACCAGAAAAGGCUGGGCUGUGUUUCUAAAAGAUUCAGCCCCAAACUUGACCUGUGCAGAUAAUUACUGAAAAAAAAAAAUCAGAAAACAGGCGCAAAGUAGAGAAAUGUAAUUAGAGGAAAGGCAUGGACAGGGGAAGAGCCUGAAGAGAAGGAGGGGCGAGUGUCACCUGACUCCAUAGACAUGCUGGGAGGUUUGGGGCUCCCCGACCCCAAGCUCCCAUCUUGCAUGCCAACCAGGACACACAACCUCGUCCCCGAAUUUUACCUAGCAACCUUAACCCUCUGCCAUGCACAUUAAUAAAUAUACA
Myotis davidii is the source of this 3414-nucleotide messenger RNA. It is a transcript of the gene NIBAN3, whose product is annotated as family with sequence similarity 129 member C. Lineage: Eukaryota; Metazoa; Chordata; Mammalia; Chiroptera; Vespertilionidae. The transcript is spliced from 14 exons. The record is from RefSeq and is a predicted model, not a curated record. The coding region runs from base 151 to 2049 and encodes 632 amino acids.